Hypomesus transpacificus is the source of this 2683-nucleotide messenger RNA. RefSeq names its product dishevelled-binding antagonist of beta-catenin 3a (gene dact3a). The transcript is spliced from 4 exons. Gene Ontology annotation, cellular component: cytoplasm. The coding region runs from base 227 to 2368 and encodes 713 amino acids. Gene Ontology annotation, biological process: negative regulation of canonical Wnt signaling pathway. The record is from RefSeq and is a predicted model, not a curated record. NCBI's taxonomy places the organism in Eukaryota, Metazoa, Chordata, Actinopteri, Osmeriformes, Osmeridae.
AUUACCAAGAGACGCUGCUGGGGCCGCCUACCACUGACAGCUGAACUGGAACCUCAAAGUUGUGCCGCAAAGCGGCAGAACUGGGCACAGUUGCAUGUUGCUUCUGACUACUGUACGAGCAUGGAUGUAAAGAAAAGGCGUUCAUUUAAUUAGAAUAUUCCCAUAGCCUUUUAACAACUGUGGAAAAAAAGUGAUUAGGCUACAUUGAACGGAAAACGAAAAUAGAAUGUACCGUGGGUUUUCAAUUCCAGUUCUUGCGGAGCGAAGUCGAAACAAGGAGCGUCUGAAGGCAAAUUUAGCCGGGUUAUGUGAGUUGGAAUUGCUUAAACAACGGCAGGAGUGCCUGGUGUUGGGUGCACUGUCGCUCGGGGAUACUGUUCACUGCCCCGACGUUUGGCAGCCCGCUCGGUAUAACUCAGAUAAACCAUGCUCCAAGAACGACCAUCGGUGUCAGCCGGGCCUUCGCGGGUCUUACUGGGGGCUGAUGGCCUUCCUGGAGCGCCAGGUAGAUGUGCUGAGGGUGGAUACCAGCCCCGCAGAGCCCCCCAUGCACAGCUUAGAUUUCAAUGAACUGAGUGAAGGCAUGAGAAGAGAAAUGCUUAUGCUCUACGCCAACAACAGAGAAAUGCUCUACGCCAACAACAGAGAAAUGCUCGACGCCAACAACAGAGAAAUGCUCGACGCCAACAACAGACUAAAAUCUGCUGGGGAAGUUUCCAUUGCCCCUCAGGAUGGACAGCUAGACUCUCUGUGCCACACAUCUGCCCUGCACUCUUUCCCAGUCCCAUGUGCCUCUGGUAAUGGGAUCGCUGAGAAGGCCACGGAAUGCCAAGAGGAGUCUUGGCCCUGUCUGCCCCAAGAUGGACCUGGGAAUGUGGAAGAGGAUUUGGAGAUGGUGAUGGGGGAGAUGAGGAAAAGCAAGCCUACAGAAGAUUACUACUGCCAAGCCAAGAAUGUGGAGACCUACAUCCUGGGCCUGAUCCACCGCAGCCCCAUACCUUCACUGCUCAGGCCCAACAAGCCCCGCACAAGCCUGGUACACGAUGGCAUCACUGUGGUUCGGAAGAGCAGCUUCUGUUGCAAAGAAGGCCAGGACCUGCCCCUGAGCUGCAGAGCAGAGGGCCUGUCUCCCUGGGCUAGCAGCAGUUUGGACCAGGAACCCUAUGAGCUAAUGCCUCUGCAUGAAGAUGUUCAUGUCAAUCAUCUUCACCAACAACAGCCACCACCACCCCUUCAGCCAGGUCGCUAUCCCAGGACCAGAAAGCCUUCCCUGAUCAACAACCCACACUCUGCCUCCCUGGACUGUCCACUCUCCUGCCGACCCACUGCCAAUCAGGACCCCAGCAGCAGUGAGCCUGACUCACCCCAUCACCACUCUCAUCAGGCCCCUUCUUCACUGCCCCUGCCUGACCCAAAACUGGUAAAUGCCCAGUACAUCCCUGCCUAUCCAUGCCAGGCACCUACACGUUCAUUUGCUCGUGCCGUACUCCACUCCCACCGACCCCCUGGAGGGCCGAAAUCCAGCCAAAGUGCCUUUCCUCCAGAGAGAAGCAGCAUCCAACAACAGCAGCAGCUUCCACCUCCACUCCAGAUGCAGUCCAAGUCCAGAGGUGUACCCAAAAAAUUUCGCUUUAGUGAGGAGAGACCUGCCUUCAAGAAGCCUGGGAAACGAGCAUGCCGAUCGCAGUCAGAGAACAGCCUUCUGGGUCAGAGAGGUGUGCCUGAGCACAAGUACAACACAUUGGAAAAGGAUGGAGGAAGUGGACUUGGAGGAGGAGAAGGAAGGGGAGGAGGAGGGGGAGAAGGAGGAGGUCGUGGAGGUCAAACCCGAGGGAAGAAGACUCAGCUAAGCAGUCGGGGUGGUAGUGCCAGUAGCUACCGACGCUGGCUUUCUACCUUGGAGUUGAGCCAGGAUGAACAGCUGCCUGGCCUGCCUCUAGCUCCUGCUGCUGCCAGCCAGCUGGAAGCAGGAAUCUCCAGGCGCAACCGUAAAGCAAGGCCUGGACCUCCGAGAUGCGCCUACGCCGUCUCCCAUCCUCCUCUCCACAUGGAACACAUGGAGAGGGAGCGGGCUCCCCUUGGCCAGCUUAUAGAUUGCUGCACCCUCCCAGACCACAGGGAGUCUGAGUCCAGCAUCAGUGAGGCAGACUCCCCAGCCUCCAGCUCCCUCUCCAGCGACUCUGAUGAGAGCAGUGGCUUCGUGUGGCCCCAGCAGCUGCACCUCCACCUGGCGCUCCCUUCUCCAGCAGGCCCUUCUAAAGGAUCCCUGCAGCCCAAAGCCUUUGUCAAGAUUAAAGCCUCGCAUGCACUCAAGAAGAAGAUCCUGCGCUUCCACACCGGCUCUCUCAAGGUCAUGACUACAGUUUGACUCAAGGCCUGUGUGGAAAGCAGGGUUAGGAGACAUCGCACAUCCUUGUUGUAUGAUUUGCUGGACCACUGCAGUGUGAAAAAUACAGUAGACUAUGGACUAUACAGCUAAAGGUUUGAAGGAACUUGAAGGAAUUUCAGUGCUGCCACAUUGAUAUCAGAAAGCAACUCACCAAAGAAACUGAGCUGACCACUGUUCCCUUAUUGGCUCUGCUCUGACCCAAUACAUUUACAUUUAGUCAUUUAGCAGACGCUCUUAUCCAGAGCGACUUACAGUAAGUACAGGGACAUUCCCCCGAGGCAAGUAAGGUGAAGU